CAGCAGCAGCAGCAGCCAGAGCCCCCUCCGGAUCCCUGCCGCGAGGAGACGUGCCACUUCCUCAAUGCUAUCUUCCUCUUCCUUUUUAGGGAGCUCAGGGACACGGCCCUGGUCAGGAACUGGGUCACCAAGAAGAUCAAGGUGGAGUUCGAGGAGCUGCUCCAGGCCAAGAUGACGGGGAAGGUGCUGGAGGGGCUCAGCCUCAGGGACGUCUAUCUCGGCAAUGUCCUGCCUGUGUUCAAAGCGGUCAAGCUCAUUCGGCCAGUGAUCUGCAACGAGGAGGGCUGCCCCGAGGAGCUGGGCUUUGAGGUAGACCUGGAGUACAAUGGUGGCUUCCACUUGGCCAUCGAUGCCGACCUGGUCUUUGGCAAGUCAGCCUACCUCUUUGUCAAGAUCUCCCGGGUGCUGGGGAAGCUGAAGCUGGUCUUCACACGCCUGCCCUUCACGCACUGGUCCUUCUCCUUUAUGGAUGACCCUGUGAUACUCUUUGAAGUGAAGUCUCAGUUUGAAGGGAGGCCUAUGCCACAGCUCACUUCCAUCAUAGUGAACCAGUUCAAGAAGGUUAUUAAGCGCAAGCACACCUUGCCCAAUUAUAAAAUCAGGUUCAAGCCAUUUUUUCCAAUUCAUGUGUUGCCACUUGAUGAAUGUGACGAUCGAGACCUCUGUUUAGAGGAGUUUCUGUUGACAGAAGGUCGUCUAAGAGUCACCUUAAUUGAAUGUACAAGAUUAUUUAUGUUUGGAUCCUAUGAAAGAGAAGCAAACGUUCAUUGCACAAUGGAGCUGAGCAGUAAUGUUUGGAAAGAAAGAUCAAGAAGUUCUAUUAAAACGGCAGAACUAGUGAAAGGGACUCUGCAAAGUAUUGGACUUACGCUCCGCUUUGUGCAGUCCAAGGAUGAUGAUGCAGGGCACGUUGUCAUUGAAACUGUGACUCCAAACUCACCUGCUGCAGCUGCUGAUCUACAGAGAGGAGACAGACUUCUAGCCAUCGGCAGUGUUAAAAUCACAUCAACUGUCCAAGUGUUGAAGCUUAUUAGACAGGCUGGGGAUAGAGUUUUAAUCUUUUAUGAAAGGCCUGUUGGGUGUAAUCAGCAUGGUUCAGCACUGCAGGAUGGAUUUGGACAACUGGAAGACACUGCUUUCUUGACACAGACAGAAGAUGACCAAGCUAGUAUAUCAGUUGAUGUUGAUAACAGAGAUUUUGAUUCAGAAUUUGAGGACUUAGCUUGUGAAUCACCUGAGCAAAAAGAAGAUACGCCAACAACUCUGAGUCCCAAACGUUCAGUAGUAAUACUUGCUACUAAGCCCCAUGGAACUGUAUCUCCAAGUCUGAAUCGAAAACUAUAUUUAGGAAGUCAGACAACAUCAAAAACACAACAAAAAGAUGGAAAUAAAUUGGCAGUACCCAAAACUAUUGAGGGUUCAGAUACAUUACAGCAAUCAGGAAAACAAUCGCAAGGAUCUGGUACUAAGCCUCCUGUGCCACCAAGGCCACAAAGUAAGUCUGUUAUGUCUACUAGUGAAAAUCCAAAUUUGUUAGAACCUGGAGGUGUAUCUUCUGAAAAACCAGAGAAGCCACCUCCACCUAUAAAUAAUGGAGAUAAAUGUACAGAGAAGGUAGUAAAGAAUAAUGAUCAAAUAGAAGAUCCAGUGGUAUCAAAAGUAACAACGACACCAAAACAAGAUGUAUUAAAAGAUGGACUUUCAGAAAAUUCACGUGGCUACAAAGAUAGUGGAGAUGAUCACCAAACAUGGGAAUCACCAGAAAUUCCUUAUAAAAUCCGGCAAGGCCAAUGGCCAAAGUCCAGAGCAUCCACGUGUCUGUUUGAAGUAGAAGGAUACCAUAAGUACCUUAAUAUUGCACUGUGGUGCAGAGACCCUUUCAAAGCAGGUGGUUUUAUCUGCUUAGGUUAUGCAAGCAUAAAACUUGAAGAAAUUGCUUUAGAUUGUCUAGCUACAUCCUCAAUGGAAUAUGUUAGAACAUUUAACCUGAAUGCUCCUGCUCCUAAAGCUGCAGUCACUAGAACAGCGUUGCGGAAUUUGACAAACCAUAAGGGAUUCAAUGAAAAGUUUUGUUAUGGUGAUAUAACUUUACAGUUCAAGUAUUUGAUAGAAGGUGAAAUAGAUGAUUCAAACAUUCUCCUGGAGAAAGAAAGUGAAUGUCAAAUGGAAGAAGAAGCUCGUGCACUUCAGAAAGAGGAUCCUUACUUGGGACAAAUUGUUUUUACAGAGAGCAAGCAUAACUUUCAAGAUACUCAGUUUCAGAAUCCAACUUGGUGUGAUUAUUGUAAAAAGAAAGUGUGGACUAAAGCAGCUUCGCAGUGCAUGCUCUGUGCUUAUGUUUGCCAUAAAAAAUGUCUAGAAAAGUGUCUAACUGAGACACCCUUUUGUGUAGCAGCUGAAAAGCGAGUUGAUCAAACCGCAGGAGUUUGUAGAGCAGAAGGACAGGAAGCUCCCCAGGCUGCAUCCUCUCGUGUUGAUACAGAGUCUAAAUCUGUUAACAGAACUGCAGGUUUGACCAGGCAUAUCAUCAAUACGAGCACCCGCUUCUUAAACCUUCGUCAAGUUCCCAAGGCUCGCCUUUCUGAGCAAGGAGCAGAGGUGGUAGAACCUUCGCCAAAGCACACGCCAACAACUUCUGAUAAUGAAAGCAGUGAUACUGAAAUCAGUGGGCCAAGCAGUCCUUCAAAACGUGCAUCAAGUACUGGGAUAAAGUUGGUCCGAAAGGAGGGUGGUCUAGAUGACAGCGUCUUCAUUGCUGUUAAAGAAAUUGGACGUGAUCUCUACAGAAGUUUACCUACAGAGGAGCGUUUCCAGAAACUAGAAUUUAUGUUGGAUAAGCUGCAGAAUGAAAUAGACCAGGAGCUGGAAAAUAAUAACUCGCUUGUUAAAGAAGAGAAAGAGACAACUGAUGCAAGGAAAAAAGCCUUGAUUUCUGCUGCACUGUCAAAGUCAGGUGAAAGACUGCAGGCCCUGACGCUGCUGAUGAUCCACUACAGAGCAGGCAUUGAGGAUAUAGAGUUUUUGGAGAGCAUGUCCUUAGACCGGCAGUCCAAAAUCAUGACUAAAGAUUCAGAGGAGCCCAGUGUAGCAGAAGAAAUGGAUAACGAAGAUGUCAGUCUGAUGGAGGCUCCAACAAUCAACAUCAUAUCAGAAGAAUCAGUUGAUCCACCUGAAUCAGUAGACUGA
Molecule: messenger RNA, 3186 nt
Organism: Nestor notabilis (Kea)
Lineage: Eukaryota; Metazoa; Chordata; Aves; Psittaciformes; Psittacidae
Gene: PDZD8
Product: PDZ domain containing 8
Exons: 5
Biological process (GO): mitochondrial calcium ion homeostasis
Cellular component (GO): mitochondria-associated endoplasmic reticulum membrane contact site
Molecular function (GO): lipid binding; protein binding
Source: RefSeq, a predicted model, not a curated record